Messenger RNA from Porites lobata, 2770 nucleotides. The record is from the annotation of a GenBank genome assembly. Lineage: Eukaryota; Metazoa; Cnidaria; Anthozoa; Scleractinia; Poritidae.
AUGGCUGUUCGACUUCGGAGAAAUUUGUUUGUAUCUCUGAUCAUUUUACUGAUUCUGCUGGCCAUGUACAUGGUUGCUCUGUACCAAGGUAAGCUACCAUUUUACCUUUUUCAAAUUUCAAUUCUUGUAUAUAUCUUGACCGAUAAAGGACACGGAUUUUCGUUAUUCGUUUGUUGGCUAACUAACUAACUUCAAAAAUAGAAAAAUGGUUCUUCACUCCGCGCACUUUCCUUUCGUCAGAUAAGUAUGCGGCAGGAAAUUACGUGUAUCAAACCUGCUGCCACAGUUCACUACCUAACUGAAUCCUUCCUGCUUUUUUUUCUAAUUAAUGUUCAGUUGAACGCUUCUUUACCCACUUGGAACACUCGACUGGACCAAGAAAUACUUCAAACGUAAUGCAUGUAACUUGCUGUUCUGCAAUUCGUUUCGAUCAAACUUUCCUCACAAAGAAAAAUAAUCGCCAUCUCCUGCAUUAACUUGAAACUAGCCAGAGUUUCUAGCGAUGAAAUGACUGUCUAUUGGAGACUCCCGUCUUUACAUUUGUUACUUCUUUUUUACCUUAAGGUUUUCCAAAAUAGUCAGUGUCCAACUUUUUAUUUUUAUUUUUAUUUUUUUCACAGAAAGCCUUGGGUAAUGAAAGUUUGAAACUCAGAAAUUAAAAUGUCUCGUUAAAUAAAUAUGUUUUGCAUUUUUUCUCCUUUAAAUGUGUUAAAACCAUUACUUAAUGGCUACGACUGAAGGUGAAUCAAUCACUCUUGGCUCAACACAUGAUAUAAUGCUGCGAUUAUUUGGAUAAGCAAUAUUCCUUUAUUAGAUAUUAUUAACAGAAAGGUUUUAAUCACAUAUUCAUUAGGCAACAGAUAUAUAUGGCCUUUUAUGGCUAAUUAACGUCAGAGAUGUUUCCUACAGAAGUUGUCCUUGGCAGCUCUCCUGACGAAAAAACUGGCGAGUAGCAUUUUAACAAGGAGAGCUAUCAAGACUGAACACUUGUCAGGAUUGAUAUUUGUUAGCGGUAAUGACUCAUCAAGGACUCUUGUCAAGGAAACGCCAAGGGCAGGCCAAGGAUUUGAGGAAAUUUAACGUCCGCUGGCCGAUUUCAUUAUCGCGCGGGCAAUAAUGAUAACUAUUGGUCGAGAGAAAUUGCAGUUAAAGAGAGGCUUUAUUUUAACUCGAUAAUAAUUUUUAUUUUUCAUCUUUGUUGUCCCUGUAACUGACAUUACUUUCUCCAUAGAUGUUGAGGCGGUCAGGUUCUUGCCCGAAGUAGAUAAAACAGCAGGCAUUGCUAAAAAAGAACUCAAGGUAGGUUAAAUCACGUCGUGUUACUACAGGUGUUAGUAGUGUAGGAGAAUGAUGUUUAUCUAGCCGGCAUAGCAAAGGCGUUUCUGUGCGGUUUCGCGCGGCCAAAACCGAAAAUUCCGUAACGGAAACUCUUGCUACGCAGGCUAAUAUUUAUCUGUCACGAUUUUAUCCUCUUUAACGAUCGUUUUGUUUGCGAGAUCGUUUAAUGUCUUUUAAAUGGACUCGUGUCGACAAAGUCUCAACUAUACUAAAGAAUUAAGAGAUGGGAAAGGUAGUACGGACCGGCUGGAGUUGUAGGUAGAAGAUUACGUUUCUGGGAAACUGCCCACCUACCCCUCCCCUAAGCCAACAUUAACACUUACUUCCUACUUAGGGCAAAGUGCUGGCUUAAGGGAGGGGUAGGUGGGCAGUUUCCCAGAAACAUAAAAUGUUUUGCUUGUUUCAUGUCCUGUUCAGCCUGUUUGUGUAAAAAAUGAACUUUACUUGAGUGUCGAUGUUGUAUUUAAAGUACUAAUUAGGGACAGUACUUGGGUGCCAGUUUACACGGUUUAAGCGCCCCUACCGACUAAGCUAAUCCUGAUUCUCCUGAUUUCUAAUCGAACCUUCUGGCUAAGGCUCUCACGUUAGUCAAUCCACUUUUCAGAUAGAGAAGGAUGAUCACCUUUUGGAGCGGAUUAAAAAGAGACAAGCUGAGCGACAGCAGCGACUCAGAGACUACUGUGAGAAGCACGCUUCAAGCAGAAAUCGAAGCGAUCGAUACGAUCAUCCUAUAAUUGUUAACGAUGAGUACAAAGUAAUCUUCUGCUAUAUUCCCAAGGUGGCCUGCAGUCAAUGGAAACGUGUCUUUCUUGCUCUUGAUAACCGCACCGAUGUGGAUGAUUUGCAUAAGAACAAACAUUAUAAAUUUCUCUUAUAUGAUUAUUCGGACGAGGAUAUUAAAGUGAGGCUAAAAUCUUACUUUAAGUUUCUAUUUGUUCGCGAACCACUCGAGAGGCUUUUGUCAGCCUACAAUAACAAGUUUGUAAACAACAAAUGGUCUUGGAGAAGAAUUCAAAGGUAUAAAACGAAAAUUUUGGAAAGAUACAAACAAGACGAACCUAGUUCUUAUAGCUCCGACCAGUAUCUUACUUUUAAGAAGUUCAUUUAUUAUGUGAGUGAUGUUGGGUUUGAUCGAGAUGCACACUGGCGAUCGUACGGCCCAAUUUGUCACCCAUGUGAUAUAAAGUACGAUUUCAUCGGUCAUUUUGAGGACAUGACAGAAGAAGCACCUUAUAUCCUACGGCAAACAGGAAUGGAUCGAGCGGUGACCUUUCCUCCGUUUCUUACCCACAAUACUACAAGUCAACUUCUUAAAAGCUAUGCCCCGAUACCCAAGGAGAAGAUCGCUCAGCUGGGUAAGGCCUUUGAAGAAGACUUUGAAAUGUUUAAUUACGAUUUCCCAGGGCCUCUAUCCGAUCUCAUGCACGAUUGA